Penicillium alfredii is the source of this 1065-nucleotide messenger RNA. RefSeq names its product ribonuclease III. Gene Ontology annotation, biological process: regulation of gene expression; primary miRNA processing; rRNA processing. The record is from RefSeq and is a predicted model, not a curated record. The transcript is spliced from 2 exons. NCBI's taxonomy places the organism in Eukaryota, Fungi, Ascomycota, Eurotiomycetes, Eurotiales, Aspergillaceae. Gene Ontology annotation, molecular function: ribonuclease III activity; double-stranded RNA binding. The coding region runs from base 1 to 1065 and encodes 354 amino acids. Gene Ontology annotation, cellular component: nucleus.
AUGAAAUCGAAAAGAUCAACCCCAUCCUCUGCCAGUGACACUCCAGGUCAUUCGGUCAAGAAGAACAAGGUAUUGGCAAGUGACGGCCGUUCGGUCGAGGAGGCAGACGCGGGAUCUCGUCUCGUGCUUUUGAAACGCCUGGUUGGGGAGGUCAUAAGUAGUCCAGUUGCCGCGAAGGUUGAACCAGAGGCUUUGAGGGCAAUUUCACUGCUAGAUGACAUUUUCCGCCAGUCGUCCAAAGAUGCAGGUGCAGAUGCAGAUAUGACUCGAUCGCCCUCAGCAAUACCCCACGCGUCGAAGGCUUCCGGAGAAAACAUUGGACCUUGCACGCCUGCCCUGCCGCCAAUUCUCGAUGAUGGACUGGAGAGGGCUGUUUUUACCCACCCUGCGCACAGCAACAAUGCCAGAGCAACUUACGAUCGGCUGGAGAUUCUUGGGGAUGCCUACAUUGAACUGAUUGCCACUAAGAUCAUUUGGGAAUGGUUUCCAGAUAUACCUUCUGGUCGAAUAUCACAGAUUCGAGAGUUGUUGGUGAAGAACGAGACACUCGCGGGGUUUGCGGAAAGUUAUGGUUUUGACCGCAGAGCUUCGGUCCCGCCAAAUUACUCCGACCAGCCCAAGCGAUGGAUCAAGACAAAGGGCGACAUCUUUGAGGCCUACGUAGCCGCAGUCAUUAUUUCCGAUUCAGUCGAUGGCUACCGGAUUGCAGAACGAUGGCUAUCUGACUUGUGGUUGCCAACAUUACACGGCCUGGGGCAUCAAAAGGCGGAGUUGCGCUCCAAGGAAGCUCUCGCCAAAAAGGUCAUGGGCAAGGGGAUCAAACUCGAGUAUAUUGAGGAACGCCCAUCAGUUCAGCAUCGAGGCGGCACACAGUCCUUUUUCAUCGGAGUCUAUCUCACCGGCUGGGGGUGGAAGAAGAGGCAUCUGGGGUCUGGUCAAGGUCUGAGUAAAGUAGCUGCGGGUGAUGAAGCUGCAAGGCAGGCCCUACUUGAUACCCAACUGAUCCUGGAGAUCACAGCUGCCAAGCAGUCCUGGGAUUCUAGACAAGGGACUAUUUCCUGCUGA